CGACGAACUUUUUUGCCGAGCCGAUUUCACGCCUGGUUGCUGCAGGCAGAGGACGCGCAACCAACCGCUGCGACCGCCGAGCGAACACACAUCCCCCGACUCCCGAGCUCGUUGCAGUCGGCCGACGCGCAGCCUGCUUGAUAGGGAGCUGCACACCGCAAUUCAUCAUGUCAACGUCGUCCGAGACACCGCCCGAUACCAUAAUGGUGUCGGAUCCGAGCGCCGAUAGGCUCGUCGACGAGGACCACGUCACCGCCGAACCCCCCGUGGCAGGCAAUUCGAGCGUGCCCAAGCCAAAACGGCUGGCUUGCAUGAUUUGCAGGAAGCGCAAAUUGAAGUGCGACGGCAUCAAGCCAAGCUGCAGCACCUGCUCCCGUCUCGGCCACACGUGCGCCUACGACGAGGUCAGGAGGAAGAGCGGGCCCAAGAGGGGCUAUGUGAAGGCGCUGGAAGAGCGGCUGAAGCAAGUCGAGACGCUGCUGAAAAGCCAGGAGAUCUCGUCGUCAAGUUCGGACGGAGCCAAUGGCCUGCCUGUGCCCAUGCCCGUCGAUGCGAACGCAAAGCAGCCCCUGAACCAGCGCGCCGCUGCCACGGCCAACUUCAACGUCACAGACCCGUCUAUUGGCAUCGCGAGCAGCCGCGACAUGGAUCGAUGGCGCUUCAAUGCCGACUCUCCCCACGCGCCGCUCGAAGACUUCAACUUCAACAGUGGCAUGGGCAUGGGCAUGGGCGGGGUCGAUAACAGCUUCACCUGGGAGAUGGUCGGCCUGGGCUUGGAGGAGCCUUUGCCGCCCCAGGAGACGAUCGAUGAGCUGCAUCAGAUCUAUUUCGAGAAAAUUCACCCUUCACUGCCCAUGAUCCACAAAUACCGUUAUCUAGCCGCCAUGAACCUCGCUCCGGCCCAGCGGCCACCUGUUUGCCUGCGCUACGCCAUGUGGACGCUGGCCUGUUCCGUCACAGAUAAGUUUCAGACGCUGAAGGACUUGUUCUACGCGCGCGCGAGGAAGUAUGUCGAGUUGGACUACAUCAAGGGCUACGGAGAGCACAUCAUCUCCACGGCCCACGUUCAGACUCACAUCCUCCUGGCCUCGUACGAGUUCAAGUGGAUGUACUUCCCGCGAGCGUGGAUGAGCACCGGCUCAGGGGUGCGAUUAGCCCAGAUGAUUGGCCUCCACCGUCUCGACGGAGCAGGACUAGACGUCAAGCAAUGUCUCCCGCCCCCUAGAGAUUGGACCGAGAGAGAAGAGAGGCGGAGGACGUUCUGGAUGGCAUUCUGUCUGGACCGCUUUGCCAGCAUCGGCACGGGCUGGCCUAUGACGAUCGAUGAAAAGGAUAUCCUGACGAAUCUCCCUGCCUCCGAUGAGGCCUUCGAAUUCAGCCGCCCGGACCAGACCACGACUCUCUCCGACGCCAUGAGCCCUGCAGGCGCAGGAAAGCUCACACCCUUCGGCGGCGUUGUCCUCAUGGCCUGCCUUUUCGGCCGAAACCUCGUGCACCUGCAUCGCCCGGAUGUCGACGACCGGGACCACGACCUGAACGGCGAGUUUUGGAAAAGACAUCGGCAGAUGGAUAACAUCCUUUUGAACACAUCCCUCUGCUUGCCAUCCCAACUGAAGUUGCCCAAUGGCCUGACCAACACCAACGUGGUGUUCACCAACAUGUGUAUCCACACAUCCACCAUCUGCCUGCACCAAGCGGCCAUCUUCAAAGCCGACAAGAACAGGCUACCAGCUUCGGUAAGCUCGGAGAGCAAGGUCCGGUGCAUCACAGCGGCAAACGAGAUUGCGAGCAUCAUGAGGAUGGUCUCGCAUCUCGACCUCUCUGCGAUGAAUCCCUUCAUCUCCUUCUGCCUCUACGUGUCCGCUCGCGUCUUCGUGCAGUAUCUAAAGAGCCGGCCAGACGACAGCCAGACCGCCGAUUCUCUGCGGUUUCUGCUGUCGGCCAUGAACGCACUGAAGAGACGGAAUCCUCUUACCGAAUCGUUUUUGGUCCAGCUCGACGUAGACCUCGAAGCGCUGGGCGUGCGCAUCCCUAAGUUGAGAAGUGCUUUCCCCCGCAGCAGCGAUAGCCCGGGUUCCCCUUCGCAUCUGCCUCCCGGCAUCGCAGCACAUGCUCGUCAGGGGGCCUUUUCCCAGCAAAAGGGCCAUGGCGUCAUGGGCUACAGCAAUCAAUGCCAUUACUUGAAAGUUCCCGGUGACGACGGCAACCCCGCCAACGGACCCGACAUCACAGACGUCGAUCGCAACCCGGGCGCUCAAGGCUUCUCACCAUCUGAACAACCGACCAGCCUUCCGACCCGCGAGCGCAGCCACGCUGGCCAUUACCAGCACUCCCACGGCCAUGGUCUCAUUCCGCCGUCAUAUUCACCCUACGGUCCUCCGCUCGACAUGGACGCCGGCAGCAACAACGAGCUGCAGGGCACGUCACCAGACGGCACCUCCAACCGCCCGACGCCGAACUCGAGCACGACAGGGGCGUCAGAACCCCAACGUCAGAACUUGCAGCCAGGAGGCGGCGGGCACUUAGCCGGCGGCUCGGGGCGGAAGUCGUUCGAGGCGAGCCCGGUCUCGUCCCACCAGAACCUCAGCAGCAUGUCGGGCGCGACGCCGAGCGACGUCGAGCGCAACGUGAACGGCUUCUUCGGGGACCCGUCGUCGUUUGCGAUCCCGACCGGCGUCUCGGCGACGGGGCUCACCCCCGAUCAACGGUUCGCCAUGUCUACCGCUGAGACGCCGGCCGGUACUGGAGCCGGCGAGUUUCCGGUACAUCACGCCUGGGCUGCGAUGUCGGCGCAGCAGGGGAUGACGCCCGUUGCGGAGGGGGUGUUGCGCUCGAUCAUGGCGCUGGGGCCAAUGGAAGGCAUGGAGAUGGGUUGGGAGACAGGGACUUAGAGAUGGUGUCUCGCGGGUGUACGUUGAUGUUGUGACGUGGGUUAGAAGCGCGGUUCUUCUUUUUGGGCACUCAGCAAAGAUACCGUGCCGC
Molecule: messenger RNA, 2982 nt
Organism: Thermothielavioides terrestris NRRL 8126
Lineage: Eukaryota; Fungi; Ascomycota; Sordariomycetes; Sordariales; Chaetomiaceae
Exons: 7
Coding region: 168-2891 (907 amino acids)
Biological process (GO): regulation of DNA-templated transcription; DNA-templated transcription
Cellular component (GO): nucleus
Molecular function (GO): DNA binding; DNA-binding transcription factor activity, RNA polymerase II-specific; zinc ion binding
Source: RefSeq, a predicted model, not a curated record